Molecule: messenger RNA, 992 nt
Organism: Thamnophis sirtalis
Lineage: Eukaryota; Metazoa; Chordata; Lepidosauria; Squamata; Natricidae
Source: RefSeq, a predicted model, not a curated record
AGCAGCGGCGGCGGCGGCGGCGGCGGCGCUCCAGGCAGCGGCUGGGACUCGCCCUGGCGUCCGAACAGCAGCGGUAGCAGCAGCGGCGGCGGCCGAGGGCCAGCCAAACUUGAGCCCCUCCCCGCAGCAUGGAGAUCGAGAAGGAGUUCCAGCGGCUGGAUCAGGAGGACAGCUGGGCCGCCAUCUACCAGUUGACCACAGCCGAAUUAAGCUGGAACAAGGUGACAAUGAUUAUGUCAAUGCAAGUUUGAUAAAAAUGGUGGAGGCAAACAGAAGUUAUAUCCUUACACAGGGACCGCUUCCAAAUACUUGUGGUCACUUUUGGGAGAUGAUUUGGGAACAGAAAAGCCGUGGUGUUGUCAUGCUUAACAGAGUGAUGGAAAAGGGAUCAAUAAAAUGUGCACAAUAUUGGCCACAAAAAGAGGAGAAAGUAAUGUUUUUUGAAGAUACAAACUUCACAUUGACCUUAAUAUCAGAAGAUGUAAAAUCCUAUUAUACAGUCCGACGAUUAGAACUGAAGAACCUCAUAACACACGAAACACGGGAAAUUCUGCAUUUUCAUUACACAACGUGGCCUGACUUUGGAGUCCCGGAAUCUCCAGCUUCAUUCCUCAACUUCCUGUUCAAAGUGAGAGAAUCGGGGAGCCUGAAUCCUGAGCACGGCCCCAUUGUAGUGCAUUGCAGUGCUGGAAUUGGAAGAUCAGGAACUUUUUGUCUGGUUGAUACUUGUCUUCUCUUGAUGGACAAAAGGAAAGAUCCUUCUUCUGUUGACAUUAAACAGGUUCUUUUAGAAAUGAGGAAAUACCGAAUGGGGCUUAUACAAACAGCAGACCAACUUCGCUUCUCAUACUUGGCUGUGACAGAGGGAGCCAAAUUUAUUAUGGGCGAUUCUUCAGUACAAGUUGUCUGACUCCCAACAACUCUGGAAGGCUUACAAUCAAAACUACAAAACACAAAGCAGAAUCAUGGCCCCUCAAAAACAACAUAAAGCA